UUGGCGAAUGUCAGGUCCAUCCAUCGCUCCGUUGACAUGCCCAGCGGCAUUUUCAUUUUCCGACGGAAUUAACGAAGAUCCUGUGACCGGCGGCGACCUUCAGUCACUUUUGGCUCUUGUGUCCGUCUAUGAAGCGUCGACAGCGAUGCAGCAGCUUCUGAAUCCAUUUGCGCAAAAAUAUCCCGAGACUGUAGACUGUAAUCUUCCAUCUCAAUCGACUUGUUGUCGGUUCAACAAUUCUGGUCCCUUUGCAGGUCAUUACCUGGCAGCAGGCGGGUCCGAUGGUCUCAUAGAGAUUUGGGAUGUGGAGACAAGAGACAUCAUACGGACGCUAGAGGGGCACGUCAAGUCUAUCGGAUCAAUAUGUUGGUCUCGGAACAACCGGUACUUGCUCUCAGCUUCCCUUGAUUCGACCUGUGUCGUUUGGGAUCUCUCUAUAAUGGACAACCCUGCGCUGUCGCCACGUACACCACUGGACUCACCUCAUUCCUCGUCCUCUGUGUCUGUGAUUGCGCCCUCGACUAGAUCUCGGACGAUCCGAUUCGACGCUCCGGUCGCUAUGGCUGAAUUUCAUCCUCGGAAUUCCAAAAUCAUUCUGGCGACAUUAACGUGUAACGAGGUCGUUUUGGUGGAUUUGCGACCGGGAGGAGGCAUGUCCAUUGUGGAGGACGCGGUCGACGAGAGGGACAUGCAAGUGGACUCGGAGCAAGGAGACUCCGCACAGGAGAGUCAGAGGGCUAUUCUCUCGUGUGCAAAAUUCUCACCUUGCGGAUCGAGGAUUUAUGCUGGAUCAACUCAAGGAGAGCUCUUGAUAUUCGAUCCAGUGACUCGUACAGUGAUCAACAGGUAUAAAGUGGCCAAUGCGUCUAUCCGUCAGAUCGCGUUCGACUCCCGUGGCCAAACGUUUGUCUGCUCUGCGUCGGACAGAGCGGUCAGAGUCCUCCUCAUCUCACCUACGACCGGUGCACUCACUCCCACCCAUCGAUUCCAAGACCUUGUCAACAGGACACCUUGGAACAGUGUAGGAUUCAGUGGUGAUGGAGAGUAUGUCAUGGGAGGUGCAGGUUAUAAACAGGCACACAACGUGUUUAUAUGGGAUAGAGCAUUUGGAAAUCUCGUCAAGGUCCUCGAGGGUCCAAAACAGAGUCUCGUGGAUUCAGACUGGCAUCCGACUCGACCGGUCAUCGCGUCGAUAUCAAACGUCGGAGAUAUUCACCUCUGGCAUACUGUAUCUCCGGACAAUUGGGCCGCUUUCGCACCUGGCUUUGAAGAAUUGGAAGAGAAUGUAGAGUAUGACGAAAGAGAAGACGAAUUCGAUAUCGAGGACGAGACAGAAGUUACGAGACGUCAAGACCUGGAAGAAGAUUCCAUUAUUGAUGUCUUCACACCCGAUGACUCUGUACCUAGACGACCCAAGCCAAUAGUGCAAUCGAAUACGGGGGAAUCCGAAGAAACUGAGGAAGGUAGAGCAGCAAGACUAGCAGCUCAAGUCAUGGAAUGGGCUGAUCGAGAACCGGAUGAGGAUACGUGGGAGGGAUUUUUCAUCAGUCUCAACUUGCUUGAGCCGAUCAACGGAACGGUCACGAACGGGUCGUGAGGGAAAGCAUAGCUCAUCACACUGGUAGUAUACACACUUGACGAAACUAUAACGAUGU
Messenger RNA from Kockovaella imperatae, 1655 nucleotides. Its product is annotated as WD40-repeat-containing domain protein. Gene Ontology annotation, cellular component: Set1C/COMPASS complex. The record is from RefSeq and is a predicted model, not a curated record. Gene Ontology annotation, molecular function: protein binding. The transcript is spliced from 7 exons. Bases 8 to 1597 code for a protein of 529 amino acids. NCBI's taxonomy places the organism in Eukaryota, Fungi, Basidiomycota, Tremellomycetes, Tremellales, Cuniculitremaceae.